CAAUUCUGUUAUGGCACAAUAAGGAAGACAAUAACAGAUGCAAGCCUACAACUGAAGAAUACCCAAAGCUUUAUUCAAGAUUAAUCUAAAGGAAAUUCUGGUCGUUCUUCUCUGCCGUCAUUGCGUUGCCAUUUUCUUCGAAUAGGGGCUCCAAAGAUAAAGACAGAAGCCUGGUCAAAAAUGAUGCAGUGAGCCCUGCAUCGAUUCUGAAGAUGGUCUGAGCUGAGAGGUUCUCCCACCUGCUGAUCCCUGCAAAAGGUUGCUGUGUCAGAAGACUCCAAAGAGACGAGUACGCAGCUUCCCAAGGCCAUGGAAGACUCUCACACUUUAUACAUCUCAGAGUUGGGAGAUGAUGACAAUUUAGAGGAGGAGGAGAUGGAGGAUAAGGCGCUUGAGGAAACUCACUGCAGUCUUUAUUUAAUGUCCAUGGAAACGGAUGAGCUGGCAGAUUCAAGCAGAAGUUGCCAAAAACCUGAGGCCAAAGGCUGUGACCUGAAGCAGGAUUUAGGAUCGGUCUCCCAUUCAACAACCCCUGAGCUCCCAGAGGAUCCUGACCAUGACCCUGAUAUAGAGCUCCAGGACUCAUUUCCCUGCCAAUUCUGUGAAAGAAAUUUUACCAGCAAGCAAGGCUUAGAACGUCACAUACACAUCCACACAUUAGCUAACCACCACACACACAUAUUUAAGUGUAAGUACUGCAGCAAGUCCUUUGGCUCAAAAAUUGGCCGGCGACGGCAUGAGAGGAGACAUGAAAAUGCAAAGGCAAGGCCUGGAUCUUUAAUAAAGCCUGUGGAGCCUCUAAGUUCUGCCCUACAGCGCAACGGUCCAGAAUGUGGUUCUUCUCCCAGUAGCUCCGGUGCCUCUGUUUUGGCACACAGAGAACAGGCGUCUACGUCAGAUGAACAUGGAGAAUUACAGGUUGGUCACACUUGCAAGUAUUGCAAAAAGGUUUUUAGCACACAUACAAACAUGCGACGACAUCAGCGCAGGAUCCACGAGCGCCACCUCCGGCUCAAAGGUAAGGAAGCCCCACUGUUGCAAGAAGCAAAACAUCCAAAGCUACCCCCUAUUAAAUCUCAACAGGAUACCAACAACACAAGCCCAGUAGCAGUUCUUGAGAUCGAAAGUGACCAAGAGGAGCAAUAUAUGCUGGAUAUCUCUGGUAACAUCUCUGAGAACCUCAGCUUUUAUAUAGAUGGGAAUAUUGUAUCAACAAGCACUGUCAGCGGCUGUGAGGUAGUUGAAGUGAACUCUGGAUCUGCUACUUUAGUUGGACUAAAUACUGUGAUUAUUAAUCCUGCCCAGAUCAGUCAGGCUCUUAAAGUAGAGACUGCUACUCACACAGGAAAAGGGAUACCUGGUCAACCCUUGACAAAAAGGAGAACUGCCACACCACCUCUUCUACCCCAAAUCAAAACUGAACUAGAAUCGGAAGUUGUUGUGUCCUCCUCUUCUUCAUCAUCAAUUGUGUCAUCUUUGAUAGAAAGUCUCAUUCCUCAGAACACCGAGUCUACUAUCCUUCAGAGAGAGAGAACAGUUUAUCUGUCACCUAAGCUGAAACAGCUCUUACAGAUGCAAGAUUGCCUCAAACCCAGCUUUGCCCUGAUCACAGAAGGCCAGAAGCUGUGUUCACCACUUUCCCUGACUGUCCUCCCAGCAGGAUUGGGGAGGUUUAAAAGAAGGACAGGGUCUCCCCCAAACUCACCACAACAAAGCCCUAUGUCGAAUGUUGAAAGCACAACAACAGAUGUGGGUGUUUCUAUUGCUGUCAAUGCCCCAACGUCAGAGAGCCAAUGCAGUUCACCCGCAUGCAGUUUAUCCAGCAAUGAUGAGAGUGAGAUCUCCAACAGUCCACCAGUAAACGAUGCAAUGACAACUCGUGUCUUGCAAGAGGGAUGGUCCCCAAUGAGUGGGGGUAGUUCCUGCAACCAGCAACCUUUGGACCUCUCAAAUGCUGUCAAGAAAAGUGAAGACGAAGACCUGCGGGAAGCUGUGUUGGACUUGAGUGUGCACAGAAAGAGUGCAGAUGAUUCAGAAGCAAAGAGAAUUUUAGUUACACAGCCCUUAAAUAAAAAGAGGAAGCCAAACACCAGCAUGUUGGAGAAGGUGCUGAUGAAUGAGUACGCAAACCUAGAGGUUGCUGCAGAGCAAGAAUUAAGUAUAUUAGAAAAUCAUGAUGCACCGUUAGUUACAGACUUUGCCAUAGUUGCUGCUUCGGAUAUGUCACCUGCUACUGAAGGCGAGGUGUUCGGAUUAACUUUGCCCUCUGCAGCACUUAGUCCAUCCCCUUCCUCUCUCGCUUCAGUCACCAGGCAAUCGAUCCCAUCAUGCACCAUAGCACUUGCUUCCCCAUCUCCACAUCCAGUCUUACCCACUGCUCCGUCGCUAAUUACUGUUUUAGCACCACCAACAUCUUCCUCUAGCAAUUCCACAAAUCAACCUAUCCUUCAAGUAUUGGCCCCUAAGAUAUCUCCUAUAAUCUGCACUGAAAAUUCAUUGAAUUCAGCUGAGUGUGAGUGGAGAGCUGCUUUGCCAGAUUGGGCUACCUCUAAUUCUGCAAGCCAACUUGCCAUCUGUAAACCCCUUGACCCAACUCUCAAUCUACAAGGGCAUGUGUUUCUCACAGAUCACACUAUAAAUCAAAUAGCUCUGAACACUACCACAGUUGAAUCCAACAUUGGAUUUGAAGUGCCAACAUGCUCUCCAGCUUUAACUCUAAACGAUUCCCUUAUCAACUCCUUUGACAUUACUAGUAAUACUGUUUUAAUUGAAUGCACAGUUGCUCUUGAAACCCCAGAGAACCUUGUCCCUACCACAAUUGCUUUCCAAGAAAAUAAUUUUGAAACCACAGCACCUGCGCAAAUUGUCAUAAAUCAGCAGCAGCUUCUAUCCUUGCCUGAUGAAACCGUUGACCCUACUAUUUUAGUAUCUUCUUUAGAGCAAUCGGUUACCCUUUCAGCGCUGUCUGCAGUCAUAUCUGAAUGUCCAACUCGUCAAGAAUCCAUUUCCUCCCCUGUUCCUGCCAUUAUUAAAAAGGAAUCUAACCAAAAGGUAGUAUCAGAGGACAUAUCUAUCUGCCCCUCUAAAACGGCACCUCCCUUUGAGGGCACAAGUCAAGUGGAAGAAUCCUCAAAUGAGUCCCUCUCCAAGCUACAAGAGACUUUCACUAAGGAAUUCAUAUGCAAUGUAUGUGAUAAGCUUUUUCAUUCAAUGAAGGAACUGGGUCAUCAUGUAAGUGAGCAUUCUGAUGAAUGGCCAUACAAAUGUGAGUUCUGUGUGCUGCUCUUUGGGAAGCCCACGGCAUUGCUUGAUCACAGGUCAACUCUCCAUGGCGUCGGCAAGAGCUAUGUUUGCGGCGCAUGUACAAAGGAAUUUGCUUAUCUUUGCAACCUGAAACACCAUCAAAAGGAGUUGCACCCUGGCCAGGAAUGCAAAUACACAGAGGAAGAAAAUGGCAAGCUACGACCCCAGAAUUACAACAAUGCAACAAAAGUUAGCACAGAGGCUUUGUCCUACUGUGCCAUGGCGGAGUCCAAUAAACCUGUCAUAAAAGAUGAGGGAGAAUUAGAUGACGCUACUGAGGAACUCUUUACCACAAUCAAGAUAAUGGCUUCUGAGGGAGGUAAACCCAAAGGCCUGGAUGUUUGCCUUGGCAUCAACCAACACUAUCCCAGUUUUAAGCCGCCUCCGUUUCCCUAUCACAACCGGACACCUGUUGGCUCUGUAGCCUCAGCUACCAACUUCACGACCCACAACAUCCCACAAACCUUCAGCACUGCUAUCCGAUGCACUAAAUGUGGCAAAAGCUUUGAUAACAUGCCAGAGCUGCACAAACACAUUCUUGCCUGUGCAAAUGCCAGUGACAAAAGACGCUACACACCCAAUAAGAACCCCAUUCCUCUUCGUCACUUUGCAAAAGCCCAAAAUGGAGUACUGUCCUCUACUAAUUCCACAAAUGGCCAAAAUGCUCUACACACGGCAAGUCAAACAAAUCGUCCCAAACUCAAUCAGGAGCCACCUACCAAGUUGAAGCUUAAUGCACUCAACAAAAGGAAAAAACAGCUGGUACAGAGGGCCAUUUCACAGAGGAGUAAGUCUACCUCUUUGACAAAGAAAACCUCUUCUCUAGUGGAUGAGGAGCAAGAGAUCUAUGUCUGUCCACAUUGCAUUAGAGAAUUCACAUACCGCCGCAGCCGAACCAAGCACAUGGCCGUCUGCCCCAGGAAACCUGCUGCCAAAGAGGCCAAGAAAAGAAAAGAUGGCAGUAUCUCUUACACUAAGGAAAAUAACGGCCACCUUCGCAGAGAAGUCCUUCAUUUGGAAGAGAAAUCUGACCAUGAACAGAAAAGCAGAGCCCAUAGUUCUAGUCCAACAAAGAGGACAGUCAUAUUACCAGCUCAUAAAGUCCUGUCAAACAAAAAAAGUAAAUCCAUCAUUGCAUUGGCAAGUGUCCAAACACCGCAAGAGGCACCCAAACUGACUGCAUUGUCUCUUGUUCGUCCUUUCAACUCCCCACAUCGUCAAGGCAGUAGGAUGCAGCAUGGUGUAAAGGAAAUUCGUUCUAACAUUACAAUGGUGAAAUCCCACCAACAACAACCACAGGUGGAUGAGCACCCCUGCAGUCAGAGUGGAAGGGUGAGGGGACCAGUGACCCGCAGUCUACAGCAGAUUGUUGUCACAGCUUCAGCAAAGGAAGAACAGCUGACCAGUCAGGAGCCACCAAGGGAUCUGCAGGAUUCUUCAAUUUGAGAGUCAUCCAAUGGACUGCUUCAGACAGUGGACAGUUGAGGAUCAUGAUACAUUUGUGGAGGCUUAAUGAAAUUAAAACAAAUGCAAGAAGAGAUGGAGAAUGCAGCAGUGGGUAGGUGCAAUCGGACAAUGUAUGGAGGCUUUCAGAGAACAUUUUUGUUGUGCAUUUCUUGUCCUUUUCAUAGAAUGUUUGGAAAAGACUGCUGUGCACUUUGAGAAACUUUACCUGUGAUGGGCACGUGCAUCACAGAAUAAGUCAUCUGAUGAUUAUCUGAAGAAAUUACUUCAUUUAAAAACCCCAUCCCUAUGAAUAACUAGUGAGGUUUGCAAGUGGCAAUCAUAGGUGCAUGCAGUUAUAAAAUUUUAUUUUUCAGUUAUCUAUAUGUGUACUGUUAUGUGGCUUUUUUUAUUUGGAACCUAAAUGCAUGCUACCAGUUUAUUGUAGUACUAGAUUGCCCCUUUCUCACUCAGUCUGUCCAAUUUUUAAAUCACACUUUUUAGGUUUGAAUGAUCAUCAACAAGUGAAACUCUGGAUCUCUUAAAAGUAUAGUUUUCCAAAUAUUUAACGUAAUCAUAAUAAUUGUCAUACCUCAAGAGGAGUUAUGUGGCUGUCUUAGAAUUUUUAUACAAGCUCCAAGGAAAGCCCUGAGAAGUAAACAAUGCAUGGAAUGUGAGUAUAAAAACCUAGAGCUGGGCGAUAUUUGAUUAAUUGGAAUGUAUGUUUUAGCGCAAUAUUCCAAAUGCCUGUAUCUCAGGAGUACAUUUUUUUUUUUUAAAUGUAUGAGCAUUUCUGUCAGAUUUUUCUCACGUUGUACCUUCGCAUUUACACACACCAAGCCCAGCCCCCUGCCACUCACAACAACAAAGAUGAGAGAUCACUUCUUCUCUGACAGUGGUUUCAACUCUUAUUUGCAUUUUAGGUUUGGUCCGACAGAAUCUGUCAUAUGGAAACCAAAACACAUAAAAAGGUUAAUCUCCUCUAUUACAGUAAAGUAAUGUUUCUAAUGUUUCCAGAUAGCAUAUGAACACUCAUAAAUAAUGGCAAAAUGUGUAGAAUUGCAGGAAAUUUGCUUUAACGGUUUACUUUGGGCGCAAUAAAUGGGGUGUGCCUUGGGUGGUUAAUCGAUGUCAUUCUGGUCAUGCACGGCAUGACCGACAUAGCUAGUUUGUUAGCUAAGAUAGUCACUUCUAGCUAGCCAGUAACUCCUCCAGUAUGUGUUGACAUCAUUUCACACGAUUUGUUUUUGGAUGGAAGCUGUAGAGAUUGGUAAUAAAUGGCACUUCUGUAGCCAAAUAUCUUAUUCAUCAGUAUAUAUUUUUUUACCGCAUUACAUGACCUUGGAAUUAUGGUACAUUGAUCAGUUAUACAGUUUAAAGCCGUUAUUUUAGAGUUUUUGCCCAAAGUCUAUCCUUUUUUUUAAAGUAGCUGUCCAGUGUUUCCAGAUGUCUAUGAAAUAUGAUCUAUAUUUAAUUACAAUACGAGUUAAUUUUAAAAAAUUGGAAGAAAAAAUAUUUAUGUUAAAAAGCAGCUGGGUGUAUACCAGUCAUUAAAAUUAUUCAUGCAAGUAGACUGCUGAUUGGCCAGCUCAUCCUCCUCAGGGAGAUGACAUCAUCCUCUUUGAGGAAAUGGCAAGCAUUUUUUUUUUUUAUGGUCUGUUUGAGAUAAUUUUAUCUCAAACAGACGGGGACCCCCGUCUACUGUUUGUCGUGGACUUGUCAUUGAGAGAUUGUUUAUGAGACCUGUGUUAAUAAUUUUCUAUAAUGCCUCCUACAAGAAGUUAGUCAUUAUUAGUGAAUGUGCAUUAUGCAUGGUUCUGGUUCCAUUUUUAACAAAAGACUUGAAAACCAGAUCAGUGAUUAUUGCAGAAAAGCAAUUUAAAUAAUGACAGUAUUAGUGGGUCUUAUGGUUGUGGUAGGAUUAUAUUUACCCUAGGUAUAAUUUCACAAGCCAUGCAUUCUUUAGAUUAUUGCUGCCUGUUUUAAAUGCAGGGUAUUUUACCUUUAAUUGUACAACAAAGCUUAUUUAGAGAGAACAUUUAAAAGAAUUGAUGUAUAUCGUGAUUCGAACCUAUGUUUGAAAAAAUUUUGAUUUUUUUGGGCGAUAUCGCCCAGCCCUAUCAAAAUCUAGACUAAAACAUUAUGUGCUGAAUUCUUUCAUUCAAUGUCAAACACGGAUAUUCGCUAUUGAUAUUGUCACAAUAUAACUUGAAUUGAAUUAUAUGAACUAUUUUAGGCAAGGCUUCAUACUCACAUUAUAAACAUUAUAAACAUGCAUUGUUUAGUUCACAGGGAUUUCCAUAUAGCUUGUAUGCAAAUUCAAAGACCGUUAUAACUCAUCGUGAGCUAAGAAAACAAUUAACAUUGCAAAACCCCUGUGGUGCUGUUUCGCCCAAUGCGGAUCUCAGCUUUAAAGGUGAAUUCUGUAAGAAUGAAACAUCUUGAAGGCCCUUAAAGCUAGAGUCUGGGAUUGAUACAUCCAUAAAUUAAUUAUAUACAGCCCAUGAUUUUUGAAGAAUAUAACUUCUACAUACCUGCAUUAGCGUACAACUGCCUUACCCAAUCAUAGUCCAAAAUAUAAGCUUGUAAUUGUAAACAAAAAAGCAUCACAAACAAAUGAACUGAUGUGGUUGUCAUGGACCGUCAGUCCUUGCAUUUAGAUCACUGUGUAUCAAUUUGAGAGGGUUACAUUUCCCUAGCCCCAUCCCUCCGCUGUAUACUAAAUUAGGAGGCAGGGCGGCUGUUUUGUUUUUCGACAGUAGAUUUCAAAAACCAAAUGGCAGCCCUGCCACUUGUUUAGGCACUUCCUGUUCAGCCAGCAGACUAUGUGAACAAUGGAGAGGUUUUUAUGACCAGUUAAGCUAAACAGCCACAAUCAAGGAGUUUUUGCACAUUUUUAUAUAAAAUUAGGUUAAUUUAGGCAAAUUUUUCGAGCCCAUGCAAACAUGCAGAAACCUAAUUGUGGAUUAUGGAAAAUAUAUUACGCUGCACAAAGCCAAAUCCUUUAAUAUUUUGAAGCAAUUCAUUGUUACGUUUUUGUUUGUAAACAAUGGAGUAAAAAAGGCAUAUUUUGAGCUAUGGUAGACAGAUGUGCUAAGCUUGUAAAGCAUUUCUACUGUAAGUUCUAUUCUUCAAUAAUGACAUAUAUUUAAGGUGUACCAGUCAAAAGUUUGGACACACCUACUCAUUCAAGGGUUUUUCUUUAUUUUUUUCACUAUUUUCUACAUUGUAGAAUAAUAGUGAAGACAUAUGGAAUCAUAUAGUAACCAAAAAACGAAUCUAAAUAUAUUUCUAAUUUGGACUUGGUCUUUUACCAAAUAGGGCUAUCUUCUGUAUACCACCCCUACCUUGUCACAACACAACUGAUUGGCUCAAACACAUUAAGAAGGAAAGAAAUUCCACAAAUUAACUUAUAACAAGGCACACCAGUUAAUUGAAAUGCAUUCCAGUUGACUACCUCAUGAAGCUGGUUGAGAGAAUGCCAAGAGUGUGCAAAGCUGUCAUCAAGGCAAAGGGUGGCUACUUUGAAGAAUCCCUUUUUGGGUUACUAACUGAUUUCAUAUGUGAUGUUUCAUAGUUUUGAUGUCUUUACUAUUAUUCUACAAUGUAGAAAAUUGUAAAAAAAAUAAAUAAAGAAAAACCCUGGAAUGAGAUGUGUGUGUGUGUGUGUGUGUGUGUGUGUGUGUGUAUGUAUCUCAAUAAUUUAAAUUACAAUAGAACAGAUCCCAGACUACUUUAAUUCCAUGAAGGAAAAAAAAGUUAAUUUUAACUGAUGAACAUCUGGCACUUUUAGUGUUUUUCUAAGCAGUGGCUUAACCUGUUAAUUUAUUGGACUUCUUGUUCUUGGAAGGUGAAAAGGUAAACAAUGGAACAAUAUUUAUGCAUGUGGAAAUGGUUUCAUAUUAUGUUAAGACAAUUGGUAAUUGAUCAAUUGUAUUCUUCAAAUAUCAAGCAUUACAUCCCAGUAACAAUUGUUAACCACUAGAGGAAUAUGUUUGCAUAUUUUAUGUGGACAUCCUAUUUAUUAGUUAAAGCUAGAAUCCUUAAGGGUGAAGUUGCCACGUUCAUGUACGAUAUUACAACAACAAAGAGGUUACUGCAAACAACACUGUAUUUUUCCCCCUUGAUACGCUCCCCACCUCUGCUUCGUCGACAUAAGCAAUAACAACGGCUGUGGGGCGGACAGUGACACUUCCAUCUUUAAAGGGAAUCAAUUAUUUAGAGAUGUUUUUGGAAAAAUGUUAUGUAAUGAGUCUAAUUUAAUGGAUUAUGGGAGACAAAAAACCUGCACUAGGAACCUACAGUAAAUGGGGCUUACAUUCAUUUCAAUUUCUCGACAAUAAUUAUAAAUUGUCUCCUAUUAUCCCCUAUUCUAAUGACUGAAAUGUUCUGGCUAUGCCAUGAGAAUUUAAGACUUAAUUUUAUGUUGCUGAUGUCAUUUCACUUUUCAUUUUGGUAAUUGGGUGCAAGUGAAGAUUUAAGCACUUGAGAUUUGGAAAGGGGAAAAAAUGUUUUUAUUAUUUUAUUACACAAUUUCAUCCCAAAUUAAAAAGCACAACAAUUUGUUUUUUCGUCCUUCACUCCUAUCAAUAUUAAAACAACAAAGGCAAAUAAAAGUGCUUUACAGUGUACUUCAUAUGUUUUGCUUGCUUUCACAUAGUUUCAGAGUCGAGUAAAAGUAUGUUAUAAUGGGACCCUUUGCAUAUACACUGCCCCAUCGAUAACUUGCUGCUUCUUGGGGUCAUAAAAAAAUGUGAGGUGCGUAAAUUAAUGGAAAAUAUUGAAAUGGCCCAUAUUAAAGCUACAUUCUGGGAUUUGUUUUACAGCAAAACUGCAGCCCGCCACUUGUCUUGGUAUACAGCUGAGGAAUGGGGAUUGUAAUCCCCUCUGAAAUUCAUAGACAAAAAAACACCUGUAGGCUAUAGGGGCAUUAGUCAUCGAAUGGGCAGUGUACUAUUAUUGUAUUCCGUCUUACAGAUAUAGUUUACAGUAUCUUCUGUUAAUGUUUACAAACGUAAUCUAUCUUGCUCUUGAAUGAAGAGGGUUUUGGGGAUGUUUUAAUUACUGGAGAAAUGUGGUUCUUUUAUUUCAUUCAAUCCAUUCACCUGACUUAUUGGGGUGUGUAAGCAGUUUUCUGUGUUUUUAGGUUUAUACAACAUUAACAGGUCAUUGUCUAUUUAAGAUAUUACUUACUGGCAUCUUGUGUAAUUCAUAGAAUGAACCUGUGACUUGAUUUGAUAUUAUACAUGUGGCAACAGCUUGAUUAAUAUACUUGGAAGAAUAAUCAAAAUGACUUCUUAAGAUAAAUAGAUAACAUGCGUAUAGUAUACAUAUUGAAGUUUCACUGUUGGCUCACAAAAUUAAUCAGAGAAACAAGGGUAACCAAAACAGGGUAUGUUUUAGAAUUGGGAUAAAUGUUUGUAAAACAGUAUUCAUUGUUUGUUUUAAUCCUAGGAAGAUUGUUGUAACCUGGGAUUGGUGUAGUUUUUCCCAUUUCAUAGCAGACUGACUUGAGAGUGUCGGAUAUGUGGAAAAUGUUAUAACUGUGAAAAGUGCUUGUAGCAUCUCAAAGUGUAAAAUAACUCAUGUAUAUUUAUUAAUUUAAAUCAUGUAUCAACCUGAACGGUUCUUUGUGUAUGAUUUGCACUGUUGCAUACAUUUCUGAAAUGUAGUUUUUUUAGUUAAGUGUUCAAAAUAAAUGGGGACUGUUAAGUUAAUAAAGUGUUGGUUCCGUG
This is a messenger RNA of Salmo salar (Atlantic salmon), 10481 nucleotides long. It is a transcript of the gene prdm2a, whose product is annotated as PR domain containing 2, with ZNF domain a. Lineage: Eukaryota; Metazoa; Chordata; Actinopteri; Salmoniformes; Salmonidae. The record is from RefSeq and is a predicted model, not a curated record.